CAACAGUAUACUAUUACGUAGAGCGACAUCUACCCAGACCACCAUCACCAUGCGGAACCUAAAAGCUUAAUAAUUGUCCUCCCAGACUGGGCCCAUCUGCGCCAGCCCUGCAGCUCUUGGCGGGCCUUUUCCCGUGCGGUGAUUGUGCCUCGUAAGCUCCCAAGGUCCCGAGCGAGAGCCAGAGCACGCCCGGCAUCGCAGGACACUAAUUAGGUGCGCCAAUGCCGGUGCGGCUGAACAGGAUCAGCCAUUCACUCAUCGAAUCUGGCGCACAGGACGGUGGCCAGUCUGCCUUGUGACCCCCCAGCAGCAUGCGGGCCCUGUCGCUCGAUUUUGUAUUAAGAGCUCUUGAUGCCCAGCUUUGUGAGCGCAGCAACCGCCUGCCCUUGACACUGUACACACGUAUGUAUAACCCGUAGCGAACAAGAUGUCGACUGAGCAUGAACACACCGAGGAUGGCGCGCAUGCCCAUGUUCUCAAGACGCCCCUCUGGAUGCUUGUCAUUCGUGGCUUCCAAAUCCUCAUCUCUCUGAUCAUUGUCGCCCUGGCAGGUCGUCUCAUGCACGAUGCCUACCUUGACGAAGAGGGCCUCGCGCUGGCGAUUUCCCUCAUCACCUGGGUCGUCGUUGCUUACGUCGUCCUCACCGAAAAGCUCCCUGCGCUGCACAAGGCCUACCACAUCAUCGCCGUCCUGGCCCUGGAAGGCUUCAUGGUGAUCAUGUGGCUCGCAACAUUUGCCGCCGUCGCCGCAGAGCGUGCUCGGUACGUCGUGAGAGUCCAGACGUAUGGAUGCUUCGACAACGGCAGCUUCCUGGACAGCAAGACCUGCCUCACCAGGAGGGACGACAACGUCCUCCUCUUCAAGAGUGGCGCGGCUAUGCUGGCUGCCAUCGCUGGCCUCGGCGCCCUCAUGUGGCUGCUUUUCAUUGCGACCUUUGCGUGGACCAUGGUCAUGUUCUUCCGUGGUCGCAAAGAGGGCCGGUUCCUGUUCAGCACUGGCACCACCAACGAGCACCAGAUGGAGAGCCAGCCGCACAUGCACCCGGCGGGCCAGCCAGAGAAGAUCGUCCAGUCGCCACUCCAGCCGCAGGCCCAGUACCCUCAACAACAGCCCGCGGGAUACUAUCAGCCUCAGCCUGGGAUGCAGCCGCAACACGAACAGUACGCCCAGCAGGCAUAUCAGCCCUCCUUGAGUUCGCAGGCCGUCAGCCCGCCACCGCAACAACCGCAAGGACCGUACCAGCCGCCGACACAUGAGCUGCAUGGCCAGCAACAACAGCCGUAUGGACAGUACCAGCAAUACCCGCCGCCUUCAGGCCAGCAGCAACCCGGGUAUCCGCAGCAGUCUCCUCCUCAGAAUUACACUCCUGCCAACGAACUGGAAGGUGGACAGCACGGGCAGCAUUACGAGAUGCCGUCGCCUCCUCCGGCCUCGCCCCCGCCAGCCCAGCAGCAUUAG
Messenger RNA from Emericellopsis atlantica, 1459 nucleotides. Its product is annotated as G-protein coupled receptor protein. Bases 428 to 1459 code for a protein of 343 amino acids. The transcript is spliced from 2 exons. The record is from RefSeq and is a predicted model, not a curated record. Gene Ontology annotation, cellular component: membrane. Lineage: Eukaryota; Fungi; Ascomycota; Sordariomycetes; Hypocreales; Bionectriaceae.